AUGCCGUCUGCAAAUGAAGUCGGUCGUUCGUCGUUCAACUAUGCACUGGUUCGGUCCGCUUUCGAACAGGCAUUACAGAUUCUCAAAGGCGUUUUCAUCCGUGAUAGACGUUGUGGUGCCGAUUGGCGACGUUUUUACAAGGGAAGUAUGAUGUCGUUAAUUAUGCCCUUCACUCAGGAACAGUUACAGUACAGGAACUGGUUGAAGGUAUGCGCUUCGCAAGGCCAAUCGAUAAAUCGAUUCCUUAGCUCAGCGACUAUUAAGGGAAAUAACUUCAUUUUCAUUCAGAGUUUCGUCCUCGAAUAUAAAGAGCCAGAGCUACCGCCUUCGACAGUGGUGUGCAAUACGCUCCUUGCGCCGUCGAUCGAUUUGGCGAAGUGUGCUCUCCAGCAGUACAUUAUGUCCUUACCACGUAGCUCGAGGCCGUUAGAAAUCGUUGAUCCACGAGAUUUGGAGCGAAUGUCGACGGCGGCCACAUCGCCAUCGCAUGAGAAUGGCAGUGAGAUGACGUGCACGUCAAGCUCAGCUUCAGAUGCUGCUGGCCCCGUCGUCAAUGGGCCAAUAGAUGAAACUGAUCGAUCAACGACGGCAUCAGUGAAGAGCGAUUCAUCAGAACCUGUCAUUGAAAAGGUAGGACAGCUGUUCCAAGUAUUUUUGUGUUAG
Molecule: messenger RNA, 663 nt
Organism: Cooperia oncophora
Lineage: Eukaryota; Metazoa; Nematoda; Chromadorea; Rhabditida; Trichostrongylidae
Source: the annotation of a GenBank genome assembly